This is a messenger RNA of Misgurnus anguillicaudatus (oriental weatherfish), 1253 nucleotides long. RefSeq names its product hemoglobin embryonic subunit alpha-like. NCBI's taxonomy places the organism in Eukaryota, Metazoa, Chordata, Actinopteri, Cypriniformes, Cobitidae. The record is from RefSeq and is a predicted model, not a curated record. Gene Ontology annotation, biological process: oxygen transport; hydrogen peroxide catabolic process. Gene Ontology annotation, molecular function: haptoglobin binding; iron ion binding; oxygen binding. Gene Ontology annotation, cellular component: blood microparticle; hemoglobin complex; haptoglobin-hemoglobin complex.
UAAUAUUACUUCACAUUUAAACUCAUUUUAAAAUAACAUUACAUAUAUAAUAAAAAUCACCAUUGAUAUCUUUAAUAUUGACUCAGUAAGAUUAAGUCAAAGAUGUAAAUCAAAGUGAAAUUAAUAAGUGAAAUCAACGUUUGAUGCUCUUAAUUUCAUAAUUAUGAGACUUUAGCCUUCAUAUCAGGGGCAGGGUCACAUUUGUGUGAGGGGUGUGCAUUUGAUUGAAACACAAUUAAUAAUUGUAACCGUGUACGAGAAAGAAAGAAAGAAUAAAGAAAGAAAGAAAGAAAGAAAGAGAAUGAAUUUCAACACACAGAAAUUAGUUUGAAUGAGCCAUUUUGGGACUACAUGCAUCUGGAAAGUAAUUUUUAGAAUUAAGUUUUAUUUUAUGUAAACUUCAGCAACUUUCACAUUCACCUUUCUAAAAGCAAUUCUGUUUUUUGUAAGCGUAUAAUAAAAACUUUAAUGUCGUCUCUAACAAUAACUUGAAUUGAUUAAAAUGUAACCAAAUAAAUUGUUUAGAAGAGUGCUGCUUUAUGUCAUUCAUUAAAUUCAACGCUAUUGCUAUUAAUAAACCUAAGUUGGCAAACGACCAAAAUUUGAUGAGUCAACUUUGGUGUUUCUAGGAGGGACUUGACUUUAUCUUUUGCCUGACAGCAGUAUAAAAAGCCAAACCCUCUUACUGUCAGCUCACAAGUUUGCUGCAAAGUCAUCCUUCCACAAUGAGCCUCACUGCCAAAGACAAAGCUGCCGUCAAAGACCUCUGGGCCAAGGUCUCAGGAAAGGCUGAUGACAUUGGUCACGAAGCUCUUUCUAGGAUGCUGGUGGCUUAUCCCCAGACCAAAAGUUACUUUUCUCACUGGAAGGACCUGAGUCCCGGUUCAGCCCCCGUGAGGAAUCACGGAAAAGUUGUGAUGUCUGGUGUUGCUCAGGCUGUCGAAAAAAUCAAUGACCUGACUGCUGGACUCCUGAGCCUCAGUGAGCUUCAUGCUUUCCAGCUUCGUGUUGAUCCUGCCAACUUCAAGAUUUUGUCCCACAACAUUCUCGUGGUUUUGGCCCUCUUGUUCCCCACUGAAUUCACCCCUGAUGCUCAUGUGGCUAUGGACAAGUUCCUCUCUGCUGUGGCUCUGGCUCUGUCCGAAAAGUACCGAUAAGCACUUGAUAGUGUGUUCACUUCAGACGCGUCAGACGAAUGCCAGCAUGAAUGUUCUGUCUUUCUGUGAUGCAAAAUAAAUGCUUGUUAAAUUUUA